Botrytis sinoallii is the source of this 378-nucleotide messenger RNA. RefSeq lists its product as uncharacterized. The coding region runs from base 1 to 378 and encodes 125 amino acids. The record is from RefSeq and is a predicted model, not a curated record. Lineage: Eukaryota; Fungi; Ascomycota; Leotiomycetes; Helotiales; Sclerotiniaceae. The transcript has 3 exons.
AUGGAGAUAGCCUCACUUGAAAACCCUGUUAUACUAUAUGCCACAAUUUGGCCGAUAAGCUCCCCGAUAUUGCUUAAUGAUGCAUCAAUGACAUUCCCGUCUCCUUACACAACCCAACAAACACAGCAACAUCUAUUCUACCCCAAAACUCUCAACAUAAAGGCCUCUAUUUCUCUUGUAGUUCUCGCCUUGGCUGCUUUUGGCAUGGGCUCUGCGAUUGAAAGCCGCCAGAAUACCUGGGGUCCUUAUACCUGUCCCACUCGGGAGCAAUGCGAAGCUUCGUGCGAAGCUGCUGGACUUGCACGUAUUUCUGUUGAUGUAGUGUACGCUGCCAGCGACUGUAACAAUGCAUGGACCAACUGUGCUUGCGAUUAUUAG